Messenger RNA from Coccidioides posadasii C735 delta SOWgp, 255 nucleotides. RefSeq lists its product as uncharacterized. Lineage: Eukaryota; Fungi; Ascomycota; Eurotiomycetes; Onygenales; Onygenaceae. Gene Ontology annotation, biological process: mRNA splicing, via spliceosome. Gene Ontology annotation, cellular component: precatalytic spliceosome; U2 snRNP. The record is from RefSeq and is a predicted model, not a curated record.
AUGGCCGAUAAACUUCGUACUCUCCAAAAUCUUGAGGCUUUACAAGCUCGCUACGUCGGAACCGGCCACGCGGAUACCACAAAGUAUGAAUGGACCUCGAAUAUCAUUCGCGAUAGCUAUGCGUCGUACGUUGGCCACCCACCACUCUUGCAGUACAUGGCAAUCGGAAUGGGCGAGCCCAAAGAGAAAGUUAGAGCUAUGAUGUUGGAGAAGAUGGUUAGAGGAGCAGGGGAUCCGCCGGAGGUACAAGAAUAA